Guillardia theta CCMP2712 is the source of this 996-nucleotide messenger RNA. RefSeq lists its product as hypothetical. The transcript has 5 exons. Gene Ontology annotation, molecular function: oxidoreductase activity. Lineage: Eukaryota; Cryptophyceae; Pyrenomonadales; Geminigeraceae. The record is from RefSeq and is a predicted model, not a curated record. Bases 1 to 996 code for a protein of 331 amino acids.
AUGGCCUGUACAAGCAGGAUGGAGGAAUGCGAGAGGGUGGUGGACGUAGCGGUGGUAGGAGGGGGACUCUCCGGCCUGACCGUUGUGCAUCGACUUGGAAGCAAGUGCUCGUGGGUGCUGGUUGAAGGAAGCAGCAGGCUGGGAGGAAGGCUCAAGAACAGUGAGAGCGGAGUGGACCUGGGAGGAGCAUGGAUUUGGCCAGAGUUCGGGCAGCGCAAAAUAGCAGAGUUGCUGAGGGAGCUCAAUAUCGGCACAUUCAGACAGCCCGACGACGAGUCGUCGACGAGGAUAGCAGGAGGAGCGUACAAGGCGAUCGAGGAGCUGGCCAAGAAGCUGCCGCAGGACAGGAUCGUGAUGAACUUCGAUGUGACCAGUUGCGCAAAGGAGAAGAGGGAGCAGGGAGAGGACCGAGAGCUGGUGAAGAUCUCGUCUUCGAGCGGGCAGUCUGUCCUUGCUCGCAGAGUUGUGUUUGCUGCCCCUCCAAGGAUUUUGAUCUCUCGCGUUCAGUUCGACCCUCCUCUCUCCAACUCUCGGCGCAGGGCCAUGGAGGAGUGCAGGACAUGGAUGGCCGGCGUUACCAAGGUCGCCUUGGAGUACGACAAGAGGGUCUACGACGGCAGCACACAUGGCGAUAAGCUGAUCGCCCUCACCUUCUUCGCGUUGGCCCCGAGGGACUUGAAGGAGGAGGAGCUCGCGCGCCUCUGCGUCGAACAGCUGAGAGGGCAUUGGAAGAUGAUGGGGCUGCAGCAAGACUCCUCAGCGCUGCAGAAGUUCAAGCGAGUGACUGUGCAGCGAUGGCCGGAGGAGGAGCUGAUUAGCGACGAGAUCGAUCCGCAGCAGAUUCAUCCCCAUCCUACUCCUUUCCCUCCUCUUGCCCGUAGCGACUGGGACGGAAAGCUCCUCUUCGCCUCCACUGAAGCUGAUCUCGAAAGCCCCGGAGUCAUGGAAGGAGCUGUGGGAGCUGCCCUGAGAGUUUGCAAGGAGUUGGGAUACUAA